AGGAUAAAAUUGUCUAUAAAGACGACUUCCCCCCUCUCUGUACUCUAUACUCUUCCCCCCCUUCUCCCUGUUUCAAGAUGCUCUGUUUUUUCUCUGUUUCAGAGAGAUCAUAACCUUAAAAAAAAACACUCGUUAAUGGCAGAAUUAUAAACCAAAACCCUACUCAUCUUCAUAAAAUCUUAAUCUCUUUUGAUCGAUACAUAAAACCCAUAUCUUAGAGAGACCUCUCGAACAAUCUCAUUUCAAGAAUCAUCUUUCAUUGGAUGAUCAUUGUCCAUUCUUUCUACAUACAGAUAGAAAUUUACAGGAAACAAAUUUGAUUCGUGGGUGAUUUUACUGUGUUUUCCACCAAUGGAUAAAGGGAAAGCUAAAAUGGUUGAAGACGAGAAAGAAAAGGAGGAGGAAGAAGUUCCAAUGGAUGUUGAUGGUGAUGAAUCAAAACAGUGUAAUGAAGAGAUUGGAGUUCAGAGUAGUAAUCAAAGUGCAUUAGAUACAAUGAAUUCUUUGCAGAGUUCUUUACCAACUACGAAAGGAACUGCAACCUCAGAUGAAGCAAACCCAAGGAAACGCAAACCUGGUAUACCUAACUUUUUCAAGUGUGGUGAGAAGUCUUUGAAGACAAGUAGUGGUGAAGGACGAAGAACAGAGAUGUAUAAAAGAACAGUACCUCCAAUGACAGAUGCAAGCAGUCCCAAAGGCAACACUGAGAAUACGGAUUCGUCAGCAACUCUUGUUCAGGAUCGUGCACCAAAGCCUCCACCAGGGAAGUCGAGGUUCAGUCACGAGUCAUCAUCUUCGUCUCCUAAGCCACCUUCUUGUGCAUCUUUCACUAGUCAUUUGUUCGCAGAUCCAUCUAGAGCAGUUGGCGCUGGAAAAGGCAAUAGUAGGCUUGACAACUCUUCUACACGGGAACAUGUAUCUGGAUAUACAGUUGUCAAAAGAGGGCGGUUCACGAUGACAUCUUGGCUAUCGUGUUUUCAGCCUUCAACUGCUAGUGGUGACAAUGAUCGUAACAGAAGGCCUAACAGCUCUUCUACAAAUGCACAGUCUACAAAUACUGCUGCUGAUGGUGCCAGUGAUCGUAAUAUAAGGCUUAACAACACUUCUCCAGAUUUGUCCUCUGCAGUUGCUGGUGAUGAUGCUGAUCGUGAUAGAAGGCCUGACAGUUCUUCAAGCUCGAGUAACAAAGAAGGGGACGGUGCACCACAGAAGUAGCUAGCUGCCGCUACUCUAUUUUAGCUUCACAUUUAUUUCUCCCACUGCUAGUUCUUGGUUAUCAAGCUAACUGUGAUGGAUUGGUCCCUUAUAUGAUGUUGAACUCUCUCUCUGCCUCUAGGAUAUAAGAUAGAAAUACAACACUUUUUUGAGAUUCAUACUUUUCUAGCUCAAAUGAAAGAACUGAUACUUCCAUUUUUCAAUUUCAAUUGAUUUACUUGUUCAGUAAAUAGUCGACGAUUGUCAACCUGCACAAAGUUGUUUAAGUAGAGCUUUAUUGAAUGAAUUUUUGUUAGAGAAUGAAAUACAAGCUAGUUCACAUACUCUGGGGUACUUCAAUGGAUGUCAGAAAUCUACUAUACAGUAUUUUGCAACAGAUUGUAUGUGUUGGACUAAGCCGUAAGAUUGAACUAAGCCGCCUGUAACACCUGCUGCCCUGAAACACCCAUGUUGAACUCAACUGGCUAAAGACUGGUUGACAAACUCUUGCAAGACUGAACCAGGUUACAGGAAACCCCAGUGUUGGAAUUGCCUCAAAUUCUACUUAUCUGUCUAUGAAUCUCCUGUAGAAAAAUGGUGGAGCCUCAAAUUAUAAGAUGAACACCAAACACUGACUAUGAUUGCUUGAGACAAUUAAGCUCAUGUUUCCCCCGAGACCUGACAUUACGAAAUCAAUCAUCCUUUCUGCACUUAACUAGGUCCCCGAAACACCACCACCAAUGCUGGAAUUGCCUAAAGUUUAAUGUAUGUGUCAUUCUCCGAUUAUGCAUCUCCAAGUUCCCUGCAGAGAAAUGCUGGAGUCUUGGACUUCAUGCGCUGCAGACUUCAUCACUAUGAUGCACUUCCUAUACAUUUUCCGCAGGUAAAUGCGGAUCCUCAGCCUUUGUCCCUGUCAAGCAAUUAUACAUAAUCAGUGUAGGAGUUCACCAUCUUGUUGUGGUUUAGGCUUGUGUUUUCAAUUUCCUGUAAGCAUUCAGUUUUGUUUUCCUGGUUGUUUUAGUCAUUUCGUAUACAAGAUCAAAUGGAAAACACAUUUUCUAUCCACAAGCAUUGGUAUCUUCCUAUACAUUUUCCACAAGCAUCAACACACAACCAAUUUUCGUGUAAAUUAAACCAAAUGGAAACAAGACUAGGACAUAAGUUUAUCGCAUCCGUCAAACUUCCCCCAUUCAAUUCUUCAGAUUUUCUUUUUCUUCGAUUCCAACCUUAAACUCAAUCAGUUUCAUCACAAAACACUUCAAAUUUCUUAACCCCUAAUUCUUAAAUAAACUGGAAUGAACCCAAAUCCAAAUCUCAUAGAAAGUACAUCUCCAUCUCAAAUCUACUAACAAACCCAUCUCUCUAACUCCCAAAUUCCUCACAAAACACAUCACCAUUAACCAAUUCAUCCCCUUCAAUGUCAACAAAAAUUAGACAAAUUUCUCAUCACCAAUGAAAAAUCAACCAUUCCUAUCAAAAUCUUCAGCUCCAUCCUCCUCCCAAGUAUACCCAAACAUGAUGUCUACCCUCCCUUACAAAUGAAGAAGAAGAAGAAACAAAUCAAACCCUGAUAUGACGAAGAAAGGAAGGGUUUUGUGAUGUAACAUGUGAGCACAGAGAAAGGGGUUUCGAAUUUCCUCCAUCGAUUAAUAUUAUCCUGUAUCAAAGAAUGAGCACAGAAAUUAGGGUUUUAGAAUCGAACUUACAGGUUUUAGGGGGGAACUGGUCUUC
This is a messenger RNA of Papaver somniferum (opium poppy), 2925 nucleotides long. RefSeq lists its product as uncharacterized. The transcript has 2 exons. Bases 352 to 1215 code for a protein of 287 amino acids. Lineage: Eukaryota; Viridiplantae; Streptophyta; Magnoliopsida; Ranunculales; Papaveraceae. The record is from RefSeq and is a predicted model, not a curated record.